Equus caballus (horse) is the source of this 1785-nucleotide messenger RNA. It is a transcript of the gene SHARPIN, whose product is annotated as SHANK associated RH domain interactor. Gene Ontology annotation, molecular function: ubiquitin binding; ubiquitin-protein transferase activity. Gene Ontology annotation, biological process: proteasome-mediated ubiquitin-dependent protein catabolic process; positive regulation of canonical NF-kappaB signal transduction; protein linear polyubiquitination. The record is from RefSeq and is a predicted model, not a curated record. Lineage: Eukaryota; Metazoa; Chordata; Mammalia; Perissodactyla; Equidae. Gene Ontology annotation, cellular component: ubiquitin ligase complex.
CAGGUGGCCGCCUGGGUUGGGAGGACGCUGGCGGACCCGCACUGUGUGGGCGGGACUGGGCAGCCCAGCGGGCGGCCGGGGGCGGGCCGGUAGGGGCCUUUGAGCGGCGUCCCCCUCCCGCCGGGCGCUGGAGUAGACACGAAGCGCGGGGCUGCAGUCUGCGCCUGCCCGAGCCUGUAGGGCGAAAGGGCCGCGCCCACCUUCCAGUAGUGGCCAGUGCUUCCGUCCCUGACACCUUGCCCUGGCAAACAGGCCUUCAGGCCCAGCCUCUCCCGCCCGUGUCCGGAGACCCUCGGGCCGUGUCCACGAAGGGCAAAGCAGGAGGGUCAGACUGGGCCCCUUCCUGGGCUCCGACGCUCUGGCUGCGCCCGGAACCCCAGGCUCGCGGCCCGGGUUUCUGGCCGGCGGAAGCGCUCAGCGCCGGAGCCCACGGAAGCGGACUCGGAGGGCGGGACGGGGCCGGACCGGAGAUGGCGCCUCCGGCGGGCGGCGCGGCGGACCCGGACCCGGGCUCGGCCGUGGUGCUCCUUGCCGUACACGCCGCGGUGAGGCCGCUGGGCGCGGGGCCGGACACCGAGGCGCAGCUGCGGAGGCUGCAGCUGAGCGCGGACCCCGAGCGGCCCGGGCGCUUCCGGCUGGAGCUGCUGGGCGCGGGGCCCGGGGCGGUCAAUUUGGAGUGGCCCUUGGAGUCAGUCUCCUACACCGUCCGAGGCCCCAGCCAGCAUGAGCUGCAGCCUCCACCUGGAGGGCCUGGGACCCUCAGCCUGCACUUCCCCAAUCCUCAGGAAGCUCAGCGGUGGGCAGCCCUGGUCCGAGGUGCCACCGUGGAGGGACAGAAUGGCAGUGACAGCCUGCCCCCAGCCCUGGGCCCAGAAACGUGCCCUGUUUCUCUACCCAGUCCCCCUCCACCCAGUCCCCCUGAAGUGCCCACAGCCAAGGUCCCCCAACCCAAGGUGGAUCUGCCCUGGAGCCCUGGAGACUUGAUGGAGAAAGAAGAGCUGGUGGGGCGCCUGGCCCGGGCCAUCGAAGGUGGGGAUAAGAAGGGGGCGGCUCAGACAGCAGCCAUCCUGGCCCAGCAUCAUGUGGCCCUUAGGGUCCAACUCCAGGAGGCCUGCUUCCCUCCUGGCCCCAUCAGGCUACAGGUCACAGUUGAAGACGCUGCAUCCUCUGCUCACGUCUCGCUGCAGGUACACCCCCACUGCACCAUCGCGGCCCUCCAGGAGCAGGUGUUCUCGGAGUUUGGCUUCCCGCCCGCUGUGCAGCGCUGGGUCAUUGGGCGGUGUCUGUGUGUGCCCGAGUGCAGCCUUGCUUCCUAUGGCAUCCAGCGGGACGGGGACCCUGCUUUCCUUUACCUGCUCUCAGCCCCUCGAGAAGCCCCAGGUCGCAGCACUCAGCGCCCCCAGAAGGUGGAUGGGGAACUAGGCCGCUUGUUUCCUCAGUCACUGGGGCUGCCUCGAGCCCCUCAGCCAGCCAGCUCCAGCCUCCCCAGCCCCCUUCAGCCUGGCUGGUCCUGCCCUUCCUGCACCUUCAUCAAUGCCCCAAGCAGACCUGGCUGUGAGAUGUGUAGCACCCAGAGGCCUUGCACUUGGGACCCCCUUCCCUCAGCCUCCACCCAGCAGCCACCAAAGGUCACAAAGAGAGAGGAUGGCCUGUUCCUUCCAAGCCCAAGGUCCCUGGACCCCCUCCUGAACCUCUCAGGGGACCUCUGCUGACUGCUCUCUGGGGACAGAGCCAGGGUUGGGGGAGGGGCCACCAGAGUCAUUAAAGACACUUCUGAGCCAGCCA